CAGGUACACUGGAUAUUCUCGCUGGGUUUGAAGAGGGAGGAGAUGAAGAGGAAAAACCUUAAGGGCAGCAAGGCAACACAAACCUUAUAAAGACGGAGGCACACCCUGCCAGCGCCUCAGUUCAGCUCUUCCCCCUGACAGCGACAGCAGCACCUGGCAGUCGUCAUGCUCAGCCUCAUCAAGUUACCACGAGUCUUCACCAUCAAUCAAGUGCCCAAAGUUUUUCACGAGGACAGCAUCAUCUCUGGCUACCGGCACCCCCGCAGCUCAGCCACCGACUGCAUCCUGAGCCUCUUCCAGCUGACCAAUGAGACGCUCAACAUCUGGACACACUUUCUGCCCACCUGGUAUUUCCUAUGGAAAGUGGUGACGGUGGUGCUGAUGCAGACAGCAUGGCAGGACUCCUUCAUCUGGCCUCUGGUGGUCUUCCUGCUCACCUGCUGCAUUUAUCCGCUGGCAUCCAGCUGUGCUCACACCUUCAGCAGCAUGUCGGCGCGGGCACGCCACAUCUGUUUCUUCUUUGACUAUGGCGCCCUCAGUUUCUACAGCCUGGGGUCGGCAAUCAUCUAUUCAGCUUAUGUUUUUCCUGACAAAUGGGUGAACAGUUUGUUCCACCACUGCUACAUCCCCAUUGCUGUGUUCAACAGUAUCUUCUGCACCAGCGUUGCCUGCUACUCCAGGCUUGGCUUACCAUAUCUGCAAUACAAUCAUGACAUCGUGAAGAGAUUCCCUGAGAGCCAGAGUCCAAAGUUCAGCAAAUAUCUCCGUGUCAUGGCCUUCGCCUACCCCUACCUGUUUGACAACAUUCCUCUGUUCUACAGGAUGUUUCUGUGUGUAGGAGAGGGCUGCACAGACAACGAUACCAACCUCCUGCACUACAACCACAUCGCCUUGGCGUUCCUCACAGGCUUCCUGUUUGCCACACAUUUACCUGAGCGCCUGGCACCUGGCAGCUUCGACUACAUAGGUCACAGCCAUCAGCUCUUCCACGUUUGCGGCAUCCUCGGCACACACUUCCAGAUGAAGGCCGCUGAACAGGACAUGUUGACGCGGCGCCCGUGGCUCCUCGAACACUCUAUACCCGUCACCUUUGCCAACUCAGCGGGUGUAGCACUUCUUUGUGUGGUGGUGAAUCUGACGAUCAUCCUCCUCUACAGUCUACCUCUCCUCUCUGCUCCCGUCUGCCAAGAAAAGAAACGUGAUAAAGGUUCGAAGAAAGCCUCAGCCAAGGUCAGCCCCUGCUGCUCAACCUCUGGCUUCAUAAGUCACAGCUGAGGGACCCCAUGCUACAGACACGUGAAAAGAGUGCAUUAUGGCUGUUACACACUGCCUUUUGAAAGUUUGGAAUCGCCUGCCACAAAAGCUUGAUUUGGUCCAACAGCUGAGAGGACUACUCUAUACUUUUGGAUGCUGUUCCAUGCUUUUAGGUCAUAGAAAGUCUGCUUUACAAAUAGCUGAUAUUUUUGUAUGAAAGGUGUAUUUUGGAGAACAAAGAGCUGUACAGUGGUUCCACUAGACUGAAAACUGAAAGGGCAGAAAGAGACAAAGAUACCUCGGAGCAUCAAUUUAAUAAUAAAAGAACAAAUUAUCAGUCAUUGCUAUAAAAAAUGAAAGCUUAGCAUCAAAAUGUGUUUGAAUUUAAACGGGAACGGGUUCCUGUAUCAGUGUUAAGUGCACAAUAACGCCCGUAACAAGCUGGAGAAGGUUACUUUAGGUUUUGCACUGAAAAUAUUACAAACUGUCAAAUCACAGUUUAGACUAGGGAUGCAGGAUAUAAUUGGUAUGCCAUCGGUGUCGGCCAAUAUCGGUUAUAAAAUGUUGAAUCAGCCAACAUGCUUUUUCUUAUUUUGCAAAAUUAAUGAAUAUUAGAUACAUGGAAAAGCACUGUAUUUAUGUUUUCAUCUGCUGCAUUAUCUGCAUGAUAAUUCAUGAUAUGAUGUUAAUUCCACGACAGAAAAGACUUGGUAAUCACUAAAAUUAGAUGGGGAAAAAAAGUGGAUAUAUCAAUAUCGGUAUCGGUUAUCGGCCAAAUGAGUUGUUAUGUUUCGGCAUAUUGGAUAAAAAAAAUCCAGAAUUUUGUAUUCCUUGUUUGAACCUAUUAAAUCCAACCACUAAGUAGACUGCAAGGGCCCCCAAAAGACAUGUUUGUAAAAAUAUUUAGAGCCCAGUUGCACUGGUUCAGUAAUGAUCAAGGGUGGCUUUGACUUUUCUGGACUGGAAAAAAAAACAUUUCUAAAUCAAAGUUACAACAGUAUUCUCCCCUGUCAGGCGACACUGUGGGGACAUUGAUUAUAUGGCAGUUUCAAUCACUUUAUUCUUCUUUUGGGGUUAAAAUGGUUUAAAAUAUAAAUAAUACAUUUUAUGUCUAUUCGGUUUUUAUCUCUGUCAAAGGUUGAGUGUGUAGAAUUUAGUGGCAAGCUGCGGUGCUGAACUGAAACUUCUCCCGUGUGCCAAGCAGGAAGAAAACUCCGGUGGCUGACACAAAAACGCAGAUGGCUCUGUCUAGAGCCAGUGUUUAAAUGUGUCUGCUCUGGGCUACUGUAGAACAACACGGUGGAAGAGGAGCAGGUCCCCAGGAACACCGCUCAGCCGUGCUCCGAUAUUUUUGCCAGUGGCAGCGCGCCAUUGUGGUGGAAAAAAUCCUCUGUGGCCCAAAAAUCUUUUUUCUUAUAGACCACCAUUGUAAAAGAGACGCCUCUAAAACUCGAACACCUCGAACUGCAAACAAGGUCAAAUCUGAAUCUGUCUUUCUGAAUUUUUGAACCAUGAAAGUUAUGCAUUUGUAAAACUUUUAGCCGAGAAAAGUGAUUUAAAAAUGUGUGUUAUCAUCACAAUGUAAAAUCUUUGAGCAACUUUUUCGGGGGCCUAGGCGCAACAGUGUAAAAAGAGAUCUUUCACCUUAAAAAAAAAAGCUAGUGUUGGGGCUGCCUUAAAAUUUUCAAUUAACUGAAUUUGACAAAACAAGUUAAGGUAAUUUUUGUAACUUCUGAAAAUUACUCAGCUUAAAAAUUUAAGGUAGCACAGACACUAACUUUUUAAAGUUAAAACAAUUAGUUUCUUUUUACAGUGCAUCUUGGUAUCCUGUAUCUAGUCUGUGAAAAGGAACCGUUCCUUAUGUAGAUUAAAACGGCUUAUUCUAGGUAACGAAAACACAGCAAUUCUUAUUUUCAGGUGAUUAUAAACUGAUUUACGUAUUUAAAAACAUAUUUAUUUUCUGUCAGUAGUUCUCCCUAAACUUUACACUUUAAACCUUUUAAAAUACACAUCAAUACAACAGGUGAUUCUAAACUUUUAAUGGCAGUGUAAAACACCUUUAAGAGAUGCUCCUGAGCUUUGAGGAUCCAACUGAAUGGUAACAUGCAGUCUGCACUGAACUCAAGGUGGUACUACGCCCUCAGACAUCGCUGAGAUGACUACUGUUACACAUGAGGAUAAAACAAUGAAAAUAAGGACGUAAAUUGCACAUGGAUACAAUGAAAAUUUAACAAAAUGCUUUGAAUGUGGUAUAUUGGCUACAUUAUGAGGCAGUUUGUUUAUAAAAAAAAUAUUUGCUUUGAAUAUUGGUUUGAUAUCUGAUUUCCACACGUGUGGGGUAUGAAGAGACUGUCAGCUUCAAAGAACAAAAAUGAUAUAAAAUCCAAAAUGCAAAUUUCACUUCCAAUUUCAAAUUGAAGCGCUGCGUUAACACACUGUGCCUUUUGAUAAUAGUGCUUGUACUCUAUUGGAUUGUACUGUCACUCAUAAAAAACACGUCAAGACAAAAGAUACAGUCAUGACAAGGGAAGAAAAAUGUUUUGCUCUUGAGUUUGAGCUGCCUGUAAAGUAGCAGCUCCAUAAAUUAUUGUUAAUGUAUGAUAUAUGUGAUACAGAGAAAAUGUUUUCAGAGUAGUUUAUCUCCCUCAUAUGAUUGCUGUUUCUGUCCCUGUAGCCCUUUGAGACAUGCCAAAGUAAAAAAAGUAUUUAUAUACAAUGUUAUUUAUUAUUAUUUUUAAAAUAAACUAUUAACCAAA
Plectropomus leopardus (leopard coralgrouper) is the source of this 4010-nucleotide messenger RNA. RefSeq names its product progestin and adipoQ receptor family member Vb (gene paqr5b). Gene Ontology annotation, molecular function: signaling receptor activity. The record is from RefSeq and is a predicted model, not a curated record. Lineage: Eukaryota; Metazoa; Chordata; Actinopteri; Perciformes; Serranidae. Gene Ontology annotation, cellular component: membrane.